AAACCCCACCAUCCAACCUUACCACACCUAUUUGCAUGUCAUUCUCUCUUCAGUUUUCUCCCACUCUUUGUAUAUUUUUCUUUCUCCCUUCUUCCUUCACAUCCAUUGCUCUCUCUUCUCUCACCCAACAAAAACUCAUUCCUUUUAAGCACAAUAGAAGAAGAAGAACAACAACAACAACAGCAGCAUAUCUCAGAUAUCAUCAUGGCCGUUGAAGCGCGCCAUCUCAAUCUCUUCCCUUCUCAACUCAUCACCAACCGGCAAGUGAUGGAUUCUGGUGAGGCGAAUAUGAUGAACAUGUACAACAACAGCACUCCGAUUGGUGGUUACUCUUCGUUUCUGCCGUUAUCCGGCGCCGUCACGGAGACGGCGCUUCCGUCCUCGGUUUUCAACCAUUCUCUCGCCAACGCCGUCAAAUCCGAAAGCGGCGUUACCUACAACAACAACAACAACAACAACAACGUUUCUGUUUCUCCCAUGUCGAGAAAGCGUUCCCGAGAUAAUAACAACAAUUACGGUUACAACAACAACAACAACGAUUCAUUUUCGUUUCUCGGCCAAGACGUUUCUCUCCAGAUCCAGCAGCAGCAACUCGACAUCGAGCAUUUAAUCAUGCAACGCAUGGAGAAGGUGAGAAUGGAGAUUGAUGAGAAGAGGAAGAGGCAAGCGAGGAGGAUCAUUGAAGCGAUUGAGGUUGGAGUGAUGAAGAAGCUGAAGACGAAGGAAGAGGAGAUAGAGAAAAUCGGAAAACUGAAUUGGGCGUUGGAAGAGAAAGUGAAGCAUCUCUGCAUGGAGAAUCAGGUGUGGCGUAACAUAGCGGAAACCAACGAAGCCACAGCGAAUGCUCUGCGGUGUAAUUUAGAGCAGGUUCUCGCGCAGCGCGGCGGAAUGGCGGCGGAGGAAGACGUCGGCGGAGGCGCCACCGUGUGCGGCGGCGCGGAGAUGGACGACGCCGAGUCCUGCUGCGGGAGCACCGAGGAGGACGGUUUAGAAAAGGAAACGGGGGGUUGGCGCACGUUAGCGGGGUGCGCAGGGGUGAAGGAUAAGGAGGGUGGUGGUAAUGGGAGGUUGUGCAGGAACUGUAGGAAGGAAGAGUCUUGUGUGCUGAUUUUGCCGUGCCGUCAUUUGUGCUUGUGUACUGUGUGUGGGUCUUCACUCCACAUUUGUCCCAUUUGUAAAUCCUAUAAGACUGCUAGUGUGCAUGUUAACAUGUCCUAAUUUUUGGAUAAGAUAGGACUCUAGGACCUUAAUGAGAAUCAUCUCUUUGUCUCAACUCAAUCUCAUAAAAGGAAAAAAUAUAUCAAAUUUUCAUAAAUUGACAAAUUGUUAAAGAAUAGUAGUUCAUUUUGAUCC
Molecule: messenger RNA, 1353 nt
Organism: Glycine soja
Lineage: Eukaryota; Viridiplantae; Streptophyta; Magnoliopsida; Fabales; Fabaceae
Product: probable BOI-related E3 ubiquitin-protein ligase 3
Exons: 3
Coding region: 205-1218 (337 amino acids)
Biological process (GO): regulation of programmed cell death
Molecular function (GO): ubiquitin-protein transferase activity
Source: RefSeq, a predicted model, not a curated record